UUGUGGAUCUAUAUACAUUUGCAAGGUAGCCAACAAUCGAAGCAGAAAAAAACUAAACCUUUCCAUUCAUUGGAUAAUCAGUUAUCUAACGAUUCGGCAACUGGUCGCCAUCGCGGUUCAUAGGUCACAUUAUAGAUAGAGUAUCACAAUAUGUAUCAAAGAGUUAUAAUUGUCAUUACAUUCAAGUGUAAACCUUCGUCGAAAGAAAAAGUAUAAAAUAAAAGAAUCCAUUUAGAUUUAACAUAUUUUUUUGAAGUUUCUUAAAGUGACGAUUUAAUGGUAGCACUAUCCACGUGGUGUGCCAAAGCUGCGGCUUUCAGGGCCGUGAUAUUAGGUGCCCCUGCUUCUGGUAAGGGCACCAUGUCAGCUAGAAUUGUUGAACAAUUUAAAUUAACUCAUAUAUCAAGCGGCGAUAAGUUAAGACUUCAUAUGAAUAAUAAAACUGAAUUAGGCAAAGCAGUCUCGAAUUAUGUACUUUCCGGUAAAUUUGUUCCUGAUGAUAUAAUGAUCUCAAUGAUAAACGAAGAAAUCAAAGCGAUCGGGAAUCAAAAUUGGUUAUUAGACGUUGGCAUUGAUACAGGAUUUCCAAGAACGUUAACGCAAGCGGAAAAGCUACAAAAAAUACAUCCAAUUAAUUUGGUUCUUUAUCUGGAUGUUCCCUUCGAAGUAAUAUUAAAUCGUGUGAAAAAUAGAUGGGUUCAUUUGCCUAGUGGAAGAGUAUAUAAUAUUGGAUUUAAUAGUCCCAAAAUAUUGGGUAAAGAUGAUGUGACUGGCGAACCUUUAAGUAAAAGGGACGAUGAUAAGAUCGAAAUUGUACAAAGAAGAUUACAAGAAUAUUCAAAUGCGACUAAACCAAUUUUAACAUUUUAUAGUAAUUUAGGAUUGUUAAAUACUUUUCGAGGUAAUACUACCGAUGAAAUAUGGCCGCAUAUUAAGAAAAUCGUCACAAAAUUUUUGUUACAAUAGCAAAUUGUUAGGAUGCAUUAAUAUUUUGUAAAAAUGUAUAAUGAAUUAAUUUAAAAUUGAAUUAAUUUAUACUAUAGUGAUCAUAUGCUUCCAUUAAUUUACGCACAAAUAUUGAUGAAUUCAGUAAAUUUAUACAAAUUAUGCAAAAAAA
This is a messenger RNA of Apis dorsata (giant honeybee), 1117 nucleotides long. RefSeq names its product GTP:AMP phosphotransferase AK3, mitochondrial (gene Ak3). The transcript has 4 exons. Gene Ontology annotation, cellular component: cytoplasm; mitochondrion. NCBI's taxonomy places the organism in Eukaryota, Metazoa, Arthropoda, Insecta, Hymenoptera, Apidae. Gene Ontology annotation, biological process: nucleobase-containing compound metabolic process. The record is from RefSeq and is a predicted model, not a curated record. The coding region runs from base 277 to 966 and encodes 229 amino acids. Gene Ontology annotation, molecular function: AMP kinase activity; ATP binding.